UUUACCGAAAAACUGGAGCAAUUGUCUCUCUCUCUGCUGAUUCUGUUGCGUUUGAAAAGUUAGAGAUUAGUUCACCAAAUUGACCGCUUCCGUGUCCCUUGUCAUUACCACUUUAGCGUUCGCUUCCUUCUCCUUCUCUCUCAGAUUGGGCGAUUCUCUCUUCUCUUCUCCAGAUCUAGACGGAUUCUACGUCGGUUCAUUGGUUUCCAGGAGAAAGACGAUAGGGAGCCGGCUAGAGAGAUGCCCGAUUGGGAGCUCCAGCGCUGCUGUGAUCACAACCAGGGAGUUUUCAUCAUCUCCGUCGCCGUGUUCACCGUCGUCAUCCUCGCCUUGUGGAGGACAGUGCUGCUGACACCUUUCAAACUCAUCACGGUGUUCCUUCAUGAAACGAGUCAUGCCCUAGCCUGUAAAUUAACCUGCGGUGAUGUUGAAGGUAUACAGGUGCAUGCCAAUGAGGGUGGGGUCACACACACUCGUGGUGGCAUCUAUUGGCUCAUUUUACCUGCUGGAUAUCUUGGCUCUUCAUUUUGGGGAAUGGUUUUCAUUCUUGCAUCGACUAAUCUUCUCACAACAAGAAUUGCAGCUGGUUGCUUUCUUCUUGCUCUAGUUGUUGUAUUAUUUGUUGCACAAAAUUGGUUGCUCCGAGGACUUUGCAUAGGCUUUAUCAUAUUUCUUGCCAUUGUUUGGCUUCUGCAAGAAACUACAACAGUUCGCAUUCUCCGGUUUGUUAUUCUGUUUAUAGGUGUCAUGAACAGCUUGUUUUCUGUCUAUGAUAUCUAUGAUGAUCUAAUAUCUCGAAGAGUUCACUCUAGCGAUGCCGAGAAGUUUGCUGAAAUUUGUCCAUGCCCCUGCAAUGGUGUUGGGUGGGGGGUUAUUUGGGGUUUAAUAUCAUUUAUAUUUCUCUGUGCAUCCAUUUAUCUUGCUCUUGUUAUUCUAUCUUGAGGUUUAUUGAGUUUGUGUAAAGAUUCUCCUGACAUUUGAAGCAAUUGUAGAUUUACAAUAUUCAUCACUGGUUCAAGAUGUUUGGAAUGGAUCUCACCUGAUUGAAUUUCAAGAAAAAACUUAAUUUGAUCUUAUUUCAUGUGCUGUAAGAAAUUCAUAGUAAAAAAGAAGUCAAUUGAAUUAACAUCUCUUUGAAUUAAAUGAAAUUAGUUGAUUGAACUAAAAA
Zingiber officinale is the source of this 1168-nucleotide messenger RNA. RefSeq lists its product as uncharacterized. The record is from RefSeq and is a predicted model, not a curated record. The transcript has 10 exons. Lineage: Eukaryota; Viridiplantae; Streptophyta; Magnoliopsida; Zingiberales; Zingiberaceae. The coding region runs from base 241 to 942 and encodes 233 amino acids.